CACGAAAAUAAAAUUCCUGCACUACAUAGCACCACUUCUGCUUCAGUUUCCACCCAGUACGUUCAAACUUAAGUCAACCAAGCAUGCCUUCUACACCACGCAGCUCCAAGCGCCCUGCGACGCAGCUGCUGGAGAGUCCCCCCAAGAGGCACAGUCCUGAGAAAGCAGACGCGCCGCCGACAGAAGAGCUGCGCUUGACCCCAUCCAAGGAGACCAUAGAUACACUCACUCGCAUUCGGAGUCUCUCGCUGUCCCCGGGCGUAGGCUCCGCUUAUGCGAGAGCCAGGAGCACCAAAUCGCCGUCUCCUCGCAUAGGCGCGCAUGCUAGAAACAAGAGCACCAACUCGCUGCCUAUUGGCCUUAUUAUCGCUCUUACUAGAAGCAGGGACACUACCUCGCCGUCUCCUGGCAUUGGCACCGCCCACGCUAGUAACAAGAGCACCAACCCGCCGGAAGUCCCGAAGAAUCUAGCCUCCAAGCGCAAGGAAUACGCGUGGGAAGCGGCUCAUGCGCGUUAA
Messenger RNA from Aplosporella prunicola CBS 121167, 518 nucleotides. RefSeq lists its product as uncharacterized. The transcript has a single exon. The record is from RefSeq and is a predicted model, not a curated record. Bases 84 to 518 code for a protein of 144 amino acids. Lineage: Eukaryota; Fungi; Ascomycota; Dothideomycetes; Botryosphaeriales; Aplosporellaceae.